AUGAAAGUGUCAGAUUUUAUUCUUGAUGGGGAAUGGGUUAUUCCAACUGAGCUCAUGGAGAUGAUUAAUAUGGAUGACUUACCUGUUGUUAGUAAAGGCAAAGACAAGAGAGUAUGGACUGGUACCAUUAUAGGAAGAUUCACAGUAGCUUCAGCUGUGGAAAUCAUGAGACAAAAAUUUCCUUCUCUUAAUUGGACCAAAAAGGUGUGGCACAAAUCUGUUCACCCUAGCAUAUCUAGUAAUGUUUGGAACCUUGCUAGUAACAUUUGUGCAACUGAUGACAAUAUGAAGAAGAGAAACUUCAAGAUGGUAUCUAGAUGCAUAUUCUGUAGAAAGGAGGAAGAAACAAGGGAUCACAUCCUUUGGUAUUUCAAUUAUGGUGAGAUUAUUUGGAGAUGGCUUGGUGGAAAUUUUAACUUUAAAAACCCAAGAUCAUUUGAUGAUGUUUUUCAUUUAGCAAAAAACAAGAUACCUGCUAUAAAGGAAAUAUGGCUUCUGAGUGCAUUCAUAACUAUGAAGGAGCUUUGGUUUAUGAGGAAUGAGUGUAUUUUUGGGAAUGAGAAAUGUGAUCUUAAUGUCACCGAGAAGAAAAUAAAACAAGUAUUAUUAUAUAAUGAGAUCAGAUUGACUGCAAAUAUGUGGAACAAACAAUAUGAUUUACAGGUACUCAAACGUUUUGGCCUGAAGACAAGGGAAGUGAAGUGUAUGAGCAUAAAAGAAGUGUUUUUCCAGCUACCUGAACAGGGGAAAUUGCUACUUUUCUGUGAUGGAGACUCUAGAGGAAAUCUAGGUAAUGCUGGAUAUGGAGUAGUGGGUAGACUGAGUUCUGGAGAGUUUUUAGUUGCAAUAUCAGGUGGACUAGGUGUUUCUACAAAUUAUUAUGCUGAGAGUUUUGCAGUACUUAUAGCAGGGGAGUGGGCACUUAAUCAUGGUUUCAAUAAACUCGUAUUCAGAACAGAUUCCAAAGAAGCCAUUAGUGUUUUUCAGGGCAAUGCACUUCCAUGGUUUGCUAUUACCAGGUGGGAAAGGAUUUGUGAAGCAGCCAUCUCUUGGGAAUUCAUUCAUAGUUUCAGAGAAGUCAAUUUCUCUGUAGAUACAAUGGCAAAGAGAGGCUCAGUGUUAUGA
Papaver somniferum (opium poppy) is the source of this 1125-nucleotide messenger RNA. RefSeq lists its product as uncharacterized. Bases 1 to 1125 code for a protein of 374 amino acids. Gene Ontology annotation, molecular function: nucleic acid binding; RNA-DNA hybrid ribonuclease activity. The transcript has a single exon. The record is from RefSeq and is a predicted model, not a curated record. NCBI's taxonomy places the organism in Eukaryota, Viridiplantae, Streptophyta, Magnoliopsida, Ranunculales, Papaveraceae.